Knipowitschia caucasica is the source of this 2841-nucleotide messenger RNA. The record is from the annotation of a GenBank genome assembly. NCBI's taxonomy places the organism in Eukaryota, Metazoa, Chordata, Actinopteri, Gobiiformes, Gobiidae.
AUGAGGAGGCAGAGGUCAGCGGGUGACAUAGGACAGAGGAGAUACCAGCCAGAGGAAGACCAGGAUGCACGGUCGCUUCGCAGGGCAUCGUGGUCUUUGACGGACACCAUGAACUACGUGGGGCAGCUGGCAGGGCACGUGCUGGUCACGGUGAAGCAGCUGUACAAGGACAUAAACCAGGCCACUCUGUCAGGCUGCAUUGACGUGGUGGUGGUCCGCCAGAGGGACGGCACCUACCAGUGCUCCCCCUUCCAUGUGCGCUUCGGCAAACUGGGAGUGCUGCGCUCCAAAGAGAAAGUGAUUGACAUUGAAAUAAACGGUGAGCCUGUUGACCUUCAAAUGAAAUUGGGGGAUAACGGAGAGGCCUUUUUUGUCCAGGAGACCGAGCAGCAAAAUGCGAUCCCGGCACACCUCGCCACCUCACCGAUCCCCACCGAGAGCCACCUUUUCUGGAUCUCGGAGGUGGAACAGCGCACCCCUAAAGACCUGGAGGAUGACCAGGGAGACCCGGACGACCCCCCCGAACCCUCCACCUCCAGCACUGUGAGCACCAAGAAGAAGAGGCGGAGGAGGAAGAAGCACAAGGGGGACCCGCGCAGAGAGGAGCUGACCCCGCCCAUGUCUGCUGCUAAUGCUAACGCUACCAACAACUCAACUGCUGCUACGUCCACCAACGAGGAGAUAUUUGAGAUGGAGUUGAGCUCGGACGAGGACACCCUCAAUCACGUCUCCAGGUCUCCUUCUGUGACCACAAUAAAAGACACAGAGUACAAACCGUCCCCGCCGAGACACAGUCUGGACUAUCCGGUUUCAGACGGGGACUGGCCCGCAGACGACAGUCACGGUUUGUCCGAGGCCUUUUCUCCUAAAAGUGACUCGGAGCUCGUUGUUCGACCCUCCGAGAGCUUUCUCCGGGCAGAGUCACACAUCCAGUGGACCUGGGGAGAGUUCCCUGAGACAACCAGGUUGACCAAGAAGGAGAAAGCUGAAGUCAAAACGAUCACCAUUACUCCGUCAGAAAGCACGCACUUUCGCGUGAUCCUGAGCUCUGAGGCCAUGGAGGCCGACACUGAUCUGGAAAAGAGCAUUGAUGCUGCUGCUACUUCACAGUGCACAUUAGUCAAACCAGAGCCACGCACGCCUGUCCCCUCAACCUGCCCGGUCCAGGCUUUAGGCCCCUUAGACCCUACACCGAAUCUCGACCCGGCUCUGGGUCUACUAAGUCCCACUGAGCCACUGGAUGUACUGCAUUCCAGUGUCGGCACUGCUACGCUUUCACACAACCCACUGACUGAUUCACCCUCCAAGAAAAAGGGUGUCCCAAAAAGGAGCCAGCACCAGGGCCCUGAGGAUAUUUACCUGGAUGACUUGAAUGUUCUUGAGCCUGACGUUGCUGCGAGAUAUUUUCCCAAGAGCGAGUCUGAAGCUGCCACUAAACACUGGAUGGAGACAGAGAUGCGCUCCGGGUCUCAGUCUCCUCAGUCUGUGGGCAGUGCGGCCGCAGACAGUGGGACCGAGUGUCUGUCGGACUCGGCCUCAGAUUUGCCUGACGUCACACUGUCGCUGUGCGGAGGCCUCACCGAGAACUCAGAGAUAUCCAAAGAAAGGUUCAUGGAGCAUAUCAUUACCUAUCACGAGUUUGCUGAAAACCCAGCAAUUAUAGAUAACCCCAAUCUGGUGGUCAAGAUAGGAAAUCGAUAUUACAACUGGACCCUUGCUGCGCCCUUAAUUUUAAGUCUUCAAGCAUUUCAGAAGAAUUUACCAAAGGCUACAGAAGAGGCCUGGAUGAAGGAGAAAAUGCCAAAGAAGUCAGGCCGCUGGUGGUUCUGGCGAAAACGGGCGGAUAGUACAAUCAAACAGUUGGAGACAAAACUUGAAGCCAAGGAAGAAUCCAUGUUGGAAGAGGGACCCUCGCUGCCUCAGGAUAAAAUGCCCUUAAUAGCUAAAGUCGGAGACUCCUCCAGUGACGAAGAGGCGAAGGAAGUGAGUGCAGCGUCGUGUCAGGAAAGACUUCAGCCUGGAGAAGCUCCGUACCACUGCACCCAGCACACGUACCGCAAGUCCCUCCGCCUCUCCUCCGACCAGAUCGAGGGUCUGAAGCUGAGGGAAGGUCCAAACGAGGUGUCGUUCAGCAUCACCACUCAGUACCAGGGAACGUGUCGCUGUGAAGGCACCAUCUACCUGUGGAACUGGGACGACAAAGUGAUCAUUUCUGACAUCGACGGCACCAUCACCAAGUCUGAUGUGUUUGGACAGAUUUUGCCUCAACUGGGGAAGGACUGGACCCAUCAUGGCAUUGCUAAACUCUACCACUCUGUCGCAGAAAACGGCUACAAGUUCUUGUACUGCUCUGCGCGGGCGAUCGGCAUGGCGGACAUGACACGCAGCUAUCUGCAGUGGGUCAAUGACGGCGGCAUCAUCCUGCCCCGCGGCCCCCUCAUGCUCUCGCCCAGCAGUCUCUUCUCUGCCUUUCAUAGGGAAGUUAUUGAGAAGAAGCCUGAAAUCUUUAAGAUCGAAUGCCUUACGGACAUCAAGAACCUGUUCCAGCACAACAAACAGCCAUUCUACGCCGCUUUUGGGAAUAGGAUUAAUGAUGUGUUUGCGUACAAGGAGGUGGGAGUCCCAGAGUGCAGGAUCUUCACGGUGAACCCCAGAGGAGAGCUGAUCCAGGAGCAGACCAAGGGAAACAAGUCUUCGUAUUGUCGUCUCAGUGAGCUGGUGGAGCUGGUGUUUCCUCUGCUCAGCAAAGAACAGACCGAGGCCUUCGUGCUGCCGGAGUUCAGCUCGUUCUGCUUCUGGAGACAACCUCUGCCGGACGUGAACCUGGACGACCUGCUCUGA